GCUGAGAAAAAGAAGCGCGAGCUAGAAACUUGGGCGCGCGGCGGCAAUACAUGUUUAGCUGGCGAGAGUUUAUUAUAUUUGCUCGAUCAUCUAAUUAACAUCACAGCCCCACAGAAGAAGAAGAAGAGUAACAUCACAGAUGUUUGCAUGCUGCGUGCGCAGUGGCCUCCUAAAGUUCUGUUUAAUUGGUGCAUUUUGAGCAAACAUUAGGGAAAUGUCGUGGUUUGCGCGCGGUGAGGAUGAGGACGAGGCCAUGUGUCAGGACACAGACUCUGAUGUGGCUGAUCAGAAGGAUUGUGGGAAAGUGAAAGUGAAGUGGACCCAGGAGGAGGAUGAUAAGCUGCGAAAAUUGGUGCUGAGCUUUGGAUCAAAUGAUUGGAAAUACAUUGCUGGCUUUUUACCUAGUCGAUCAGAGCAUCAGUGUCAGCAUCGCUGGUUCAAAGUUUUGGAUCCUGAUCUCGUCAAAGGUCCCUGGACAAAGGAGGAGGAUGAGAAGGUGAUUGAGCUCGUGAAAAGGUACGGCAACAAGCAGUGGGCGAUGGUGGCCAAGCACCUGAAGGGCCGUCUCGGGAAGCAGUGCAGAGAGCGCUGGCACAACCACCUCAAUCCAGACGUCAAGAAGUCUUCCUGGACCCCAGACGAAGAUCUCAUCAUCUACAAGGCUCACUGUGUGCUGGGCAACCGCUGGGCCGAGAUCGCCAAACUGCUUCCGGGAAGGGCUGUCCAAACUGGGUCCUGGAGGCCCGGUGUCCUGAGGCAAGAUCUUGAGGGCUGGUGUACAAUGUCGGACUUUGAGCUGCCGGAGGAGAGCCAGAGCUCUGAGCUGCUGCAGUUUCGUCUGGAGGGCAGCACCCUGCAGGAGCUCAGCAAGGGCAGCAAAGGGGAGCUCAUCCCCAUCUCACCCGGCGGGGCGACGCCUCCGUCCAUCCUGAGCCGCCGCAGUCGCCGCCGCAUCGCCCUGUCCCCAGACCCCAACGACUCCAUGACCCCGAAGAGCACACCCGUCAAAAUCCUGCCUUUCUCUCCUUCACAGUUCCUUAAUAUGUGGACCAAGCAAGACACGCUGGACCUGGAGAAUCCUUCUCUGACGUCGACUCCUGUCUGCAGCCAGAAGGCCACCGUCACGACACCCCUGCACCGCGACAAAACCCCGCUCACGCAGAAGGAGAACUCGCUGUUUAUCACACCUAAUCACAAAUCUGAUCUGGACACGACUCCCCGAACCCCCACUCCUUUUAAAAACGCCUUGGAGAAAUACGGCCCUCUGCGGCCCCUGCCUCCGACCCCAAAUUUGGAGGAAGACCUUAAAGAAGUGUUGCGCAGUGAGGCAGGAAUUGAGCUGAUAGUAGAAGAUGAAACUCCUACAGAGAAGAAACGCAAACAAGUGUACCGGCCGCUGAUGAAGAAAGUGCGCAAGUCUUUGGCUCUGGAUGUCAUUGACUGCAGUGAGACUGUUGCUGCACGAAAGCAGCAAAUGAAACACGCAGUCAAAACAAGUCAGAAGGCUCACAUGGCACGGUCGCUCGCUCUCGUGUCCUCUUGUGGUGUGAAGCAGGAAGAGAACGUGUUGGAUCAAGGAUUUAUUCUUGGCCCGAAUGAGAGCGGGCUGCCCUCUAAACCUGUGCCUCCCACACUGAAACUGAGUCCUCCAUUACCUAUGUCUCCAGCCUGGGAAACUGUUGUCUGUGGACGGACAAAAGACCAGCUGAUCAUGACGGAGAAAGCAAAGCGGUACCUUCGCUCUUUAAAAUCUCGUGCCCCAAACCGAGCGCUCAUACUUUCCUGAUCCCACGCCGAGUCCCAAUGCAGCUUCUGGAUAUUUCGUUUUUUUACAAAGCAUAAUGUGUAAACUUUGUGUUGAUUUAAAAAAACAACAAAAUGUAAAUGUCAUGUAGAAUAUGAAACCAAUUACUUGUUCCAGAACAGACACUUUAAUGCUGAUAAUGCUUUUGUCCUGUUUUCUGUGGCAUGUUAGCACAUUCAGAACACUUCAUUUAACCCUGUAUAAUAAGUGUUGCUAUUUAGUUUUAUUUAUGUGUUGUCAACCUGCUUUUGAUGUGGCUGCAAAUAUAAAAUGUCGAGCAUACCAAGCCGAGUAAAUAAUCAGGUUACUGUUCAGGGAUCUCCGUAUCGUUUUGUAUUCUGUUCACAUAUUCUGCUACUCCGCUCGUGUGAUGUACUGGCUGAAUAUAGUCUGUAUUAAAUAGGUUGACAUUUUUCUUGGCUUUAGGAGGGUCAACAUAUUACACAUUUUGAAGUUGUGUAAAGUAACCUUUAGGACCUCAGGCUAAGGCCUUAAUUCAGUGUGCAUAGAAACAUGAAAACAUGUUGUUUUUUGUCUGA
This is a messenger RNA of Sinocyclocheilus grahami, 2343 nucleotides long. RefSeq names its product myb-related protein B-like. The coding region runs from base 215 to 1786 and encodes 523 amino acids. Gene Ontology annotation, molecular function: RNA polymerase II cis-regulatory region sequence-specific DNA binding; DNA-binding transcription factor activity, RNA polymerase II-specific. Gene Ontology annotation, cellular component: nucleus. The transcript is spliced from 13 exons. Gene Ontology annotation, biological process: regulation of DNA-templated transcription. The record is from RefSeq and is a predicted model, not a curated record. NCBI's taxonomy places the organism in Eukaryota, Metazoa, Chordata, Actinopteri, Cypriniformes, Cyprinidae.